Molecule: messenger RNA, 10654 nt
Organism: Oreochromis niloticus (Nile tilapia)
Lineage: Eukaryota; Metazoa; Chordata; Actinopteri; Cichliformes; Cichlidae
Product: voltage-dependent N-type calcium channel subunit alpha-1B
Exons: 51
Coding region: 669-7811 (2380 amino acids)
Biological process (GO): calcium ion import across plasma membrane; chemical synaptic transmission
Cellular component (GO): membrane; voltage-gated calcium channel complex; neuronal cell body
Molecular function (GO): high voltage-gated calcium channel activity
Source: RefSeq, a predicted model, not a curated record
AACAGUAGAGAAAGUGGUAGCUACAUUCCCAUUAACCGCAAAUUCAUGGAAACAAGCAGCUGCACUGUGAUUUCUCCUCGACGAACGAUCAGAAUGAAAUUACAUCAGUUUCUUCCGUGGGGCGAAGUGCUCUAACGAAGACUGCUUUUAAGUCACAGCGGUCAGCAGUGAUUAAGAAAAGAAAUGCUGCUGUUUACGUUAUCUGGUGGAAAACACGUUUACUCACUGUGACAUUUCGCGUUUUUCCCUCUGCUGUAUUCUUUUGUCUUGAGGUGGAUGUCUUUUAGACACGGUGUUCCGUUGUCUCCGCAUCCUCUAGCAUGGACUUGUUAGCGUUGACGCCAGUAUAAAAGCUACCUGCAAGGACGUGAGCAGUCCGUCAUGAAAAUGAUGCAUCAUGGAAUGUGAGCGUCUAAACUUUAAGCAACAAUCCCACGCCGCGGAGAGUAAAAACAUGGAGGUGAGGCUAUAACCGACUGAGGCUGAUGAAAAAGAGCCUCCCUCAGCUCGUUUUUUGUGUGAAUGUUUGACUCUGCUGGUCGUGGCCGACACACGCACCCAAAGGACCUGCAGGGGGACGGGACGUCAGUGUGUGUGGUGAUGCUUCUUCUCUAUUUUUUUUCUGGUGUCAGUUUUGGUUUCUCCAGCAAGAUCUGCGCUAUUCCGCAAUGGCUCGAUUUGAAGACGAACUGUCCAGCCGCUAUGGAGGCGGCUGUCCCGCAGCCCCUGCCAGGGGAGGCAGCCGGCAGCCGGGGCCUCCGGGUGGCCAGAGGAUGUACAAGCAGACGAUGGCCCAGAGAGCCAGGACCAUGGCCAUUUACAACCCAAUUCCAGUCAAACAGAACUGCCUCACCGUCAACCGCUCUUUGUUCAUCUUCAGCGAGGAUAAUGUCAUACGGAAAUAUGCCAAAAAGAUCACCGAAUGGCCUCCAUUUGAGUACAUGAUCUUGGCCACUAUUAUAGCAAACUGCAUUGUGCUGGCCUUGGAACAACACCUACCGGCCUCAGACAAAACCCCAAUGUCAGAGCGUUUGGAUGACACAGAGCCCUAUUUUAUUGGAAUAUUUUGCUUUGAGGCUGGCAUCAAGAUCAUUGCCCUGGGCUUUGCCUUCCACAAAGGCUCCUACCUGCGUAAUGGCUGGAAUGUAAUGGACUUUGUGGUGGUCCUAACAGGGAUCCUGGCCACUGUGGGGGCUGACUUUGAUCUGAGAACACUGAGGGCGGUGAGAGUGCUGCGACCACUCAAACUUGUCUCUGGGAUUCCAAGUCUUCAGGUGGUUUUAAAGUCCAUCAUGAAAGCUAUGGUACCACUGUUGCAGAUUGGCCUGCUGCUCUUCUUCGCCAUCCUCAUGUUUGCCAUCAUCGGCCUUGACUUCUACAUGGGGAAAUUUCAUCGCACGUGUUUCCGGAUUAACACAAGUGAGCAGACGGCAGAUUUCCCCUGUGGCUAUGAAGCUCCAGCAAGGACCUGUGCCAACGGCACUGUCUGUAGGGAGUACUGGAUCGGACCCAACUUUGGCAUUACCAAUUUUGACAACAUCCUCUUCGCUGUUCUCACCGUUUUCCAGUGUAUUACAAUGGAGGGAUGGGUGGAUAUCCUCUACAAUGCCAAUGAUGCCUCAGGGAACAUGUGGAACUGGCUGUACUUCAUCCCUCUCAUCAUCAUCGGCUCUUUCUUCAUGCUCAACCUGGUGCUAGGUGUGCUGUCAGGGGAAUUUGCGAAGGAGAGAGAGCGUGUGGAGAAGAGGCAAGAAUUCUUGAAGCUUCGCCGACAACAGCAAAUAGAGAGAGAGUUAACUGGGUACCUGGAGUGGAUCUGCAAAGCAGAAGAAGUGAUGCUGGCAGAGGAAGACAAGAACGCAGAAGAGAAAUCUUUGGAUGGAGCAUGGUACAAACGAAAACACAACAACUCUGUGCUAAAACGGACCAGGAAGAGUAAGAAUGAUCUCAUCAAUGCAGAGGAAGGGGACGACCAUUUUACUGACAUCUCAUCUGUUGCUCCAACUGCCCCCCCAGGGUCGCCAUAUGCUCGGGCAAGUGUGAAGAGCAAGAAUGAGAGUUCAUCUUACCUCAGGAGGAAAGAGAAGAGGAUUCGCUUCACCAUCCGGCGCCUGGUUAAAUCCCAGAGCUUCUACUGGACAGUGUUAUGUCUAGUUGGCCUAAAUACAUUGUGUGUAGCUAUAGUACACUAUGACCAGCCUGAGUGGCUUACCUAUGCACUAUACCUUGCGGAGUUUGUAUUCUUGGGCCUGUUCCUGGUGGAGAUGUCUAUGAAAAUGUAUGGUCUUGGACCCCAGAACUACUUUCACUCCUCUUUUAACUGUUUUGACUUCGGGGUGAUCAUUGGCAGUAUUUUUGAGGUGGUCUGGGCAGCCAUGAAGCCUGGGGCUUCAUUUGGAAUCAGUGUCCUGCGAGCACUGAGACUGCUCCGGAUCUUCAAAGUCACCAAGUACUGGAACUCAUUGAGGAACCUUGUGGUAUCCCUACUCAACUCCAUGAAGUCCAUUAUCAGCCUGCUGUUUUUGCUCUUCCUCUUCAUCGUGGUCUUUGCUCUGCUGGGUAUGCAGCUCUUUGGUGGCCAGUUUAAUUUUGAAGACGAAACACCGACAACCAAUUUUGACACAUUCCCAGCAGCCAUUCUCACCGUCUUCCAGAUCCUAACUGGAGAGGACUGGAACGCAGUCAUGUACCAUGGGAUUGAAUCCCAGGGGGGUGUGCAUGGGGGAAUGUUCUCCUCCAUUUAUUUCAUCGUACUUACUCUCUUUGGAAAUUACACCCUCCUCAACGUGUUCUUGGCCAUUGCUGUUGAUAAUCUUGCCAAUGCCCAGGAGCUCACUAAGGAUGAAGAGGAGCAAGAGGAGGCUAUCAAUAAGAAACUUGCCCUCCAGAAGGCCAAGGAGGUAAAGGAAGUCAGCCCCAUGUCAGCCGCUAACAUUUCCAUCACAGCGAGUUAUGUCUGCACCCCAGUCCAUCACUACCUGAGUAAGGAGCAGCAGAGGUCAGUGAAGACAAUGUCAGUGUGGGAACAAAGGACCAGCCAACUGAGAAAACAGAACCGUGCAAGCUGUGAGGCGCUGUACAGUGAGCUAACUUCAGAGGAGCGACUGCACAUAUCGUCAGCCCUACACAUGCAGCCAGACAUGAAGACUCACCUUGACCGGCCGUUGGUUGUUGAGCCCCACAGCGGCAGCAACCAGCACCACCACAAGAAGACUUGCUUGCCAGAGGAGGCUGACACAGCCACAGACCCACCUCCCUCUGUAUCUCAAAAGCCCCGCCAUCACCACUACCACCGAGACAGAGAACGAAAACAGGAAACCAAUGAUAAUGGUGAUAGCACUAAAGAUGGGAGGCAUCACGUCCAUCACAACCGCUCCAAAGACCAUGACAGCUGCCGGGACAAACGGGGGAAAAGUGAGAGGUCCCACAGCCGGGAGGGAGGCAGGAAGCACCGCCAUCAGUGUUCAGUGGAUGACAGUGGAGGUUGGGGGAACGUAGGCGAGAGAGAUCACCACCAUCAUCAUUCACACCGGCAGUCCCGAGGUGGCAACGGGACAGUGACUAGUGGAGGGAGGGGAGAGCGAAGAUCUCGCCACAAAGAUGGAAAUUUGUCUAACAGGAAUGGGGAUAGGGAUUCCAGAGGCGACAAUGGUGCCAGUGGAGAGCGAAGAAGGCAUCGCAUUCACGGAUCCAGGGGACACUCCACAGAGUCUAACGACAGAGAGAAGACCCACAGUCACAGGUUUGGGGAUUCAGAGGGUGAGUCCUUGGCUAUCACCCCCCAGCAAGGCUCUGGGGGGACUAGCUGGCCUCCUGACCAUAUAGAAGACUCAGAUAACCAGAGGAAUGUCAGACGAACUGGGCAAACCUCCAUCCAGAUUCCUCCUGUGACUAUCACCUCCCCACCUGGAGAGACCACCCUAAUACAAAUGAACAGUAUUGAUUGUGAAACAGUGCCCAUAAAUGAGAAGACCCUGGAGGAUCUAGGCCCAUGUGGGCCCAAACCCAUCCUGCCUUACAGUUCAAUGUUCAUCUUUGGACAGACCAAUCCGGUGAGGCGGUUGUGUCACUAUAUUGUGACUCUACGUUAUUUUGAGAUGUCCAUCCUGGUUGUCAUUGCUAUGAGCAGUAUUGCUCUGGCAGCAGAGGACCCUGUCUGGACUAAUGCACCCCGCAACAAUGUGCUCAAAUAUUUGGACUAUGCCUUCACUGGUGUUUUCACUUUUGAAAUGGUGAUCAAGAUGGUGGACCUGGGGCUAUUGCUUCAUCCUGGAUCCUACUUCAGAGACCUGUGGAACAUCCUGGACUUCAUAGUGGUCAGUGGGGCACUGGUAGCAUUUGCUUUUUCGAGCUUCAUGGGAUUGCAACAAGGUGUGACCAGGGGAACCAAAGGCAAGGACAUCAGCACUAUCAAGUCAUUGAGGGUUCUUCGAGUUCUCAGGCCUCUGAAGACCAUCAAGCGCCUGCCAAAACUCAAGGCGGUGUUUGACUGUGUGGUUAACUCUCUGAAGAAUGUGCUGAACAUCCUCAUUGUUUACAUCCUCUUCAUGUUUAUCUUUGCCGUCAUCGCAGUUCAGCUCUUCAAGGGGAAAUUCUUUUAUUGCACUGAUGAGUCCAAAGGCCUGGAGAAAGACUGCAAAGGACAAUUCCUAGAUUAUGACAAAGACGAGGUGGCCGCCAUGCCCAGAGAGUGGAAAAAGUACGAGUUCCAUUAUGACAAUGUGCUGUGGGCUUUUUUGACCCUCUUCACUGUCUCGACCGGGGAGGGCUGGCCAACUGUUCUGAAGCACUCGGUGGAUGCCACCUUUGAAGACCAGGGUCCCAGUCCAGGCUAUCGGAUAGAAAUGUCAAUCUUCUACGUGGUCUACUUUGUCGUUUUCCCAUUCUUCUUUGUCAACAUCUUUGUUGCUCUGAUCAUCAUCACCUUCCAGGAACAAGGAGACAAGGCCUUGUCUGAGUGCAGCUUGGAAAAAAAUGAGAGGGCAUGUAUUGACUUUGCCAUAAACGCCAAACCGCUAACACGUUACAUGCCUGAGAACACACAGUCCUUCCAGUACAGGAUGUGGAAGUUUGUGGUGUCAGCUCCGUUUGAGUACUCCAUCAUGAUCAUGAUUGCUCUCAACACCGUGGUACUCAUGAUGAAGUUCUAUGGAGCUCCAGAGUUCUAUGAAGCAAUGCUGAAGAAUCUCAACAUAGUGUUCACCACUCUCUUCUCUCUCGAAUGUAUUCUCAAGAUAAUUGCUUUUGGGCCACUGAACUACCUAAAGGAUGCUUGGAACGUGUUUGACUUUGUGACAGUGCUGGGAAGCAUUACUGACAUCCUAGUGACUGAAAUCAAUACUACGGACAGGCUGCUGAACCUGAGCUUUCUGAGGCUCUUUAGAGCUGCUCGACUCAUCAAGCUGCUGAGGCAGGGAUACACCAUCCGCAUUUUGCUGUGGACCUUUGUUCAGUCUUUUAAGGCCCUGCCUUAUGUUUGUUUACUGAUUGCAAUGCUGUUCUUUAUCUACGCCAUCAUUGGAAUGCAGGUGUUUGGCAACAUUGAGCUGAAUGAGGAUACCGCUAUAAAUCACCACAACAACUUCCGCACAUUCCUUCAGGCUCUCAUGCUACUGUUCAGGAGUGCAACUGGAGAGGCUUGGCAUGAGAUCAUGUUAUCGUGCUUGAGUCACCGUACAUGUGAUGAGCGAUCAGGGACCGACGGGAAAGAGUGUGGCAGCGAUUUUGCCUACUUCUACUUUGUCUCUUUCAUUUUUCUCUGCUCCUUCCUGAUGCUGAACCUGUUUGUGGCUGUCAUAAUGGAUAACUUUGAGUAUCUGACCAGAGACUCGUCCAUCCUGGGGCCUCAUCAUCUCGAUGAGUUUAUCCGGGUUUGGGCUGAGUACGACCCAGCUGCGUGCGGACGGAUUUCCUAUAAGGAUAUGUACAAUUUGUUACGUGUUAUCUCACCCCCCCUUGGCUUAGGGAAGAACUGCCCUAAUAGGGUAGCAUACAAGCGCCUCGUCAAAAUGAAUAUGCCUAUUGCUGAUGACAACACAGUUCACUUUACCUCCACUCUGAUGGCCCUGAUUCGCACAGCACUGGAGAUCAAGUUGGCGUCAGGAAUCGUAGCCCAGCGAUUAUGUGAUGCAGAGUUAAAAAAGGAAUUGUCCACAGUGUGGCCCAACCUUUCUCAAAAGACCAUGGACCUGUUGGUGACGCCACAUAAACCCAAUGAGCUCACAGUAGGGAAGGUUUAUGCAGCCUUGAUGAUCUUUGACUACUAUAAGCAGAAUCGAGCUAGGAGACUACAGCAGCAACAGAGUGCUUCGGGCUCCCAGUGCAAGGUUGGGGCUCUAUUUAAGCCAUUGCUGCCUCUGACUCACAUACAGGAGAAAGACCUCCCUAAGAUGUUAAACAGUGUGGAGCCUCCCAGCAUGCUUAGGUACCAGCCUAAAUCCCAUGCCAAGUCUCAGCCACAGACAAGACCUAGCUCCAACUCACUCAACAACGGAGGCACUCUGCCAAGUCAAGAUCACACCAUCAAGCCGUCAUCUUCCUGGGUGACUGAUAAACCCAAAGAAGUGCCAUGGGCUAAGAAUAAGAGAACGAUGUCCCGGGGUCCAUCUGAGGACACUCCAGACACUGCCAUCAAUCAGGAGUCGGUAGAGAUGAAGAAGAUGGAGACCAGUGUGAGCAGUAGAAUUCCAUUCACUGGCCCUGGUCUGGAAAACCAAGGCCGAGCUGCUUCGAUGCCUAGACUCAAUACUGAGCUGCAGUGGAGCCAUUCACGCCACUCUCCAGGGAUUCAUCUAGCUUCUGUCCCUGAUGCCAGCCCUAUGAAGCGCUCAGCCUCAACUGUGACCCCACAGCGGCCCCAAGAGGUCAACUUAAGGGACUACACCCUGGAAAAACCAAGCCAGGAGAGACCCCACCACCAUCACCAUCACCGUCGCUGCCACCACCGUAGAGACCGAGACAGAGAUAGAGACAGAGACAGAGAGAACAGACAGAGGUCUUUAGAUGCACCUUUGGCAGGUCAACCUCCCGGUUCUGCUGGUGCAGUGGGUGAGCCAGCAUCGGAAACAACAGCCUCCAGAGAGCGAGCCCACGACCGUGGACGCUCCCAUGAAAGGAAACACCAUCAUUCCUCUGCAGACAAACAGCGCUACUACUCUUGUGACCGCUACUGCAGCCGGGGACAGUGCCGCUCGAAAUCUUCCACCGCCAGCUGUGCCGCCUCUCCAAGUGAAGGGCUGGAAACCAGCAACAAGCAGGGCAGUGGUUGGGUUAAAAGCAGCCCAGUGGCACUGAGCUCCAAUACUAGCACGCCAAGCCGUGGACGUCGGCAGCUCCCCAAGAUCCCCCACAUCCCGCGACCUGGGGUAGCUUACAAGACUGCCAAUUCCUCCCCUGUGCAUUUUGUGUCCAGCCAGACCUCUCUGAGUCCCGGCCGGCUAAGCCGUGGCCUCUCAGAGCACAAUGCCCUCCGUCACAGCGGCUCUCACCACUUCCCCUGCCCCGUCACUCGUAUCAGCUCAGAGCCCUUCCUGAGCCAGGGCCAGGGCAAGGCCCUGGGUAGCCUCUAUGGCAGCCUCCGGGACCAGCUGGAAGUCUUCCAGGAUAUGGCAGCGCUGUCUCCCAGCCCCUGUGCUGGACACUCCUCUUGGAACGUACUGCCUCGCAUGAUGGGAGCCUUGUCUCCUGCUCAACAACAGAACCUUGGUAUGCCCAAUGGGCACCACAUCAGCUUUGGGAGUAGCACCAGCCCAGGCUCUGGCGUCAGGGCACCCAGGUGUUACCAGGAGGCAGUGAAGGAUGAAUGGUGCUAGCAUGGCUUUAAACAAACCUUUUUAAUGCAUUUUUGAGGAAUUGUGAUGAGUUUUAUCAUCUUCUUUGAAGGCUUUAGUUUACAUCAUCACUGUGUGUGUUUAAUGCUUUAUUGUAAUCCUAACUUGGAGAUCUUAAGUUAUUGAGAACAUCUGGGGAGACUGCUUUAAGGGGGUAAUAUUUGAAUGUGAAUAGAAAAGUAUCCUCUUUAUCAAAGCGCUUGUAGCAGAAAAGCAGACUUUUUGUCAAUAUCAGAUGUCUUACAGUGUCUGUUCUUGAUUUGCUAUUGACACCACCAUACUGAUCCUCAAGCAACUUUCCAUAUAAUAUAUAUAAUAAUAUAUAUUGAGGUAAUAACUCAGUGUACACGUAAAUGGUAAAUGACCUGGUUAUUCUCAUAUAGCGCUUUUAUAGUAUGAACUACCUUUCAGUUUAUGCUUCGUGUUCAAGCAAAUGCACAUUUGCACAUGCACGCUCACAGCCACAUGCCAAGAUUGCAUGCAAUUAGCAUAGAAGCUCCUCUCGAUGAGUGAUGAUAAGCUAAACCACGGGGCGGUACAAAUAUGUUUGUAAUAACAAACCUAAUCAGACACUUAAAUCAUCUCUACCAAGCUGAACAUAGACAUUUUAAAGAAGCUAACAAAGGCAAAGUGGCUAGGAUUAAAGAUAUCCAGAGCUCAGAGCCAGCCAUAAGUAAGCUGCUAUGAGCAAAAGAUCAAAGGAGUUGUGAGGACAAUUAUAGAUAAAGACAAGAGAAAAGGAAUGGUGUUUGUAUAUAUAAAAACAUACUGGAAAAAUCUGUUGCAACUGCUUUUGAGUGGUAAGGUUAAAUAUAUCACAUAAGGGUGAAUGUACAGAAACUCAAUUUCAGUUUAUUUUUUAAUUUUUUUUUUAAUGUACUCUUGCCAAUAGCAGAGCACUGUAUUUUCAGUUGUUUCAGUCAGAGACGAUUCAUGAAAUUCUUAACUUGUAUAUGCUGUCAAUUCCAGUUCUUAGAAAGUAAAUUAGAAUCAGUAAAAUUGAGCAUCAGCACGUCACACUUGGAAAAAAUAUUGGAAAUUGGAAUUGGCCAAGAAAAUUGCAAUCAAUAUAUCUCUUUAUUUAUUCAAACAAUGAACCAAAAAAGUAUUUGUGUGAAGUACGGUCUGUAUCUUGUGUCUGAUCAAGGAAUAUAAUCUGUCAUUUUUACAGAUGAGGUAAUGUUUUACAAUUAUAAUUUAUGCUAACCAUUCUUUAGUUAUUUAAUGCUAAUUCUGUUCUUCCCACUCUGCAUUAUAACAAGAUAUUUUAUAACCUGUCAUAUGCAUUGUAAAUAAUUUGUCAUGUUACAAUAUUCUCCUGAGACCCAACCUAUUCAUUUAUGUCCUUUGUAAUGGACAUUUGCUUUUGGUCUAUAGCUUUUAACCUAUUUGAGCUACGCUACUAAGUUCUCAAUAGAGUACAUCCUGGCAUUUCCAAUUUAGCUCCAAAGAGGCAGGGAAUCACGCAAAAACGUUAAACUGAAAGAGGUUCUCAGGAGGAUAUGACCAUUGCUAGCUGUCAUUUGUUGCAUUUCAGAGUCAGUAUGGUGGUUUCAACACUGUAAGUCAUAGGAUCAGGACAAAAACAAGUCAGUAGUUCAAUAAAAUGGUAUUUGAAAACCUCAGACAUGACACUGUACAGAUAGCUGUGCUGUCUUUAGCUUUGGACUUUACCAUUCCAUGAUGAUGCCUAAUCCUUUUCAACAUUCCCUCAGUGUCAGUGGAAAAGAUGGAAUUCAGACAGUGUCUAAUUCAUACCUCUGCAGAAUUUAGGAAUGAAGUAGCGCAUGAUAGUGGAAAUGGUUUUGUUUGUUUGUUUGAUUGCUGUUGGGAUUUUUUUUUACUGAAAAUUUUCCUUCUAGAUGUUCUCUCUCCAUUGUGCACAUUUUAUACAAUAUGAGGAAAAACAAAGGAGUGUUUUAUGUGAACUGCUUACAGUUUGCCAUUGUUUCAGGUCUAAUGUUUCUUACAGACUUCUUUGCGAUGUUUUAAGACUAAGUGCCUCUCCUUUUAGAUAUACCGUAGAAAAAGAUGCAAUGUCACUGUUUUCUGAUGCAGCCACAUGCAAAUAGAUGUUUGAUUUGUUAUAUAUGUAGCUCUGCAGGAAAAUGUGUUGUAUAGAAAGCCUUAUCUGCAAGCAGAGUCAAUAUCUACACUUAAAAGACAGGAGUGAAAAAUGAAGUUCUGAUUUGUGUGUGUGUGGUUGUAUGUGGUUGUUUUUGAUACCAUGUAGUCAUGUGGGUGGGAACUUAAGGAUCAGCAUUAUGGAAACACUAUGCUGGGAUUUAAUUAUGAAAACUAUAAAUAUAUCAUUCAAUUUAAAUUAAAGUCAGAAACUCAAUUUGCAUGCUAAGAUGUUAGAACUGGUUAACUACCUGAUAUAACCUCUUUUUAUAUUUUUGGUAACGAUGUCACAGUGAGAGCUUAGCAAGUAUCUUAUUCAGGUUGUAGAGUGUGAGUUGGGUCAGCUGCAGUGGAUGGGUAUAGGUGGUUGUGGCUGUUUACUACCCAAAGUAGCAAGGAUUGCUACUUUUUUAUCCAUUUUUUGUCCAUUUUAAUGGACACAAGCUAUGUCUGUGAGUGUGCGUGUGUGUGCCUGAGUGUGCGUGUAUCAGUUGUUCAGAUGCUUGACAUUUCUGGGUCAUUUUUUUUUUCAUCCUUUCUUAUGUAUCAAAAAAAUUAUGUUUUAACAUCAUGCCCAGUAAUUACUGUAUAAUGCAGUUUUACAGCAGUGAUCCAAUUUCUUUAGAAUAAUCAUUAGAAAAAAAGGUCUUAUUCCAGCCCCUAUCUUCACAGAGUAAAGAAAAUAAAAGAGGCAGAGUGAA